UCAUCAAACCGCGACACAAUUACCCGAGCUCCAAUAAACAAAGUGAAUAUGGUGCAAGCAAAAGCUGACAAUGUUUGCUAUUAAUGUUAACUUAAAUAGAGAGAAAAAAAAUCCAACCCAGAAGUAAAAGAUUGCAAAAAAAAAUUACAGUCGGAAGUUGGAGAAAUUGGACCGUAAGUUCUGAACAUGGGAGAGACAGAGAAAGCAAAGAGUGAGACAACACGGACUGAAUCCAGUAUUCAGACAAAGGAAACGGAGAAAAAGAAAAGGUCAAGGGUCAACAAAGUGCUUUCUGAGAUUAAAAAACAGGUUGAGUUUUGGUUUGGUGAUGUGAACCUCCACAAAGACCAAUUCCUUCAGGAAUUGAUUCAGAAAUCCAGAGAUGGAUAUGUUGACAUUUCCGUGCUGACAGCAUUCAACAAAAUGAAAAAGCUAACAACAGAUGUAAAAUUAAUAGCAAGGGCGUUAAAAAACUCAAAUGUUAUUGAGUUGAACAUAGAAGGAACAAAAUUAAGGCGCCGUAUGGCCUUGGGAGAGCAGCCACAAGAUGUUAACGACCGCACGGUUUAUGUGGAGUUGCUACCCAGAAGUGUUUCACAUGGUUGGAUAGACAGAGUGUUCAGUAAAUGUGGAAAUGUGGUCUACAUCAGCAUCCCUCGCUACAGAACGACUGGUGACCCGAAAGGAUUUGCCUUUGUGGAAUUUGAAACUGUAUCGGGAGCUCAAAAAGCUAUUGAGCUGUUAAAUAAUCCUCCAGAAGAUGCACCACGAAAGCCUGGAGUCUUUCCAAAAACAGUAAAAAACAAACCAGUUCCUGUGUUCAGCUCCACUGACAACACUGAUACAAACAAAAGUACAGAUGAGAAAAAGAAAAAGAAAAAAAAGAAACCUCGAAAAUCAGAAAACUGUAACCAGCCAGCUGCAGAGCCAAUGGAACAGUCCCACACCAAAAAUGUCGAUAGCUUGGACAAAGGAAAAGGAAGCAGAGUGACAUCCGACUGUUCAGAAACUGAUGUUGCAGACCUCAGCAGAAAUAAAUCAAAAGGUGAAUCACGGAGGCGAGAUAAAACCGAGGAGACCAGUCGGAGAAAGCGGAAACGAACUAGUCCUGGAAAACUGGAGGAAGGAUCCUCUGCAAAAAUAAGAAAAAUCAGUGACAGAGAAAAAGAGAAGACAGAUAGUGAAAAAGACAUUAAAGACAUUUCAACAGAAGAUGAGCGUGGUUCUGGAGACAAGAAGGAUGAGUCCCUAUCAAAAAGCAAGAGAAAGAGGAAAAAGAAACACAAAGAUAGGCACAAGGUGGAAGAAGAAGUUAUUCCUCUGAGAGUACUAUCCAAGAAAGAGUGGAUGGAUUUGAAGCAAGAGUACUUAAUGCUUCAGAAGUCCAGCAUGUCCAGUUUAAAGAAAACUAUGCUUCAAAUCAAACAGCAAAAUGAUGGAGAACUGAUGGAUGUGACUGACAAAAGCAGACAAGAACUGGAAAACAAUAAUGCAAAGGUUAACAAUGAAGGAGCCCAACCCUCUGUGAAGGUUAACACCCUGGGGCCUCAGUUUGUGAGUGGAGUCAUUGUGAAGAUCACCAGUACCGAGACCCUGCUGGGCAGGAAACAGAUCAAGGAUGCUUUGUUAGAAACUGCUGAGGUUUUGUACGUGGACCUGCUCGAAGGUGAUUCUGAGGGACACGUUCGGUUUAAAACUCCUGCAGAUGCCCAGACUCUGAUGAGGGCACAAAGAGAAAUACAGAGCAAGUACAACUGGAAACUUGAACUUCUCUCAGGUGACAGUGAACAACGCUAUUGGCAGAAGAUUUUGGUGGACAGACAAGCAAAACUAAACCGCCCCCGGGACAAAAAACGGGGCAUGGAGAAGUUGAUUGGCAAGGCCGAGAAAAUAAUCGUUGCCAAGACACACAAAGCUAACAAGCAUAUACAUUUCUCUGACGAAGACUGAAGAUGAUCACGCCACCUAGUACUUCUGUUCCACUGCUGGAUUUUUUUUCAGUACUUUGAAGAAUUUUAACAGUUUUGUACUGAACAUAGCUAUCAUUUGCAGUAGGCUGAGUGAUAUUCACAGUCAGUUUUUCGAGAAUACAGGAUAUGUUUGACUUUCUGAAUGUUCUAUGAAUUGUUUUGAUGUAAUGAUUUAAAAACCAUAAAUCUACUUCCAUGAUUUUGUUCUAAUAUUAAACCUGCUUAGAUGUAUCGAAAUAGCAGCAAGAUGUGAUUGGAUUCUCGUUUUCAGUUAUAACUUUAAACAUAAACCCAGAAUUUAAUUCUGUGAAACUGCAUUGAAAAUAGUCACUGUGUAAAUUUUUAACAAUUUUCAGUAAUGCCUUUUUAUAUAUUUCAUUAGAUCUCCACAAGAACUUGUCAGUAGUUUGUGAUUAUUCCCUUGCUAGAUAUGAACAUUACAACAAAAUAAAGCCAGAAAUGUGUGAUAUUUCUACUGACUUAGCAGAUCCUUGCUUUUUGCUGUGCCUCA
Hemiscyllium ocellatum (epaulette shark) is the source of this 2481-nucleotide messenger RNA. RefSeq names its product La ribonucleoprotein 7, transcriptional regulator (gene larp7). The record is from RefSeq and is a predicted model, not a curated record. The transcript is spliced from 13 exons. Gene Ontology annotation, cellular component: nucleus. Bases 187 to 1950 code for a protein of 587 amino acids. Gene Ontology annotation, biological process: RNA processing. Gene Ontology annotation, molecular function: mRNA binding. NCBI's taxonomy places the organism in Eukaryota, Metazoa, Chordata, Chondrichthyes, Orectolobiformes, Hemiscylliidae.